Messenger RNA from Cynara cardunculus var. scolymus (artichoke), 924 nucleotides. RefSeq names its product dnaJ homolog subfamily C member 28-like. The record is from RefSeq and is a predicted model, not a curated record. Bases 13 to 726 code for a protein of 237 amino acids. The transcript has 3 exons. NCBI's taxonomy places the organism in Eukaryota, Viridiplantae, Streptophyta, Magnoliopsida, Asterales, Asteraceae.
AACCAUUCACCCAUGGCGGCUCGACUCCUUAAGGCGAUAACCAUCGCAUCUUCUUCAUCACCGCCGUCUGUUUCCCGACAGAUGCUGAAUGAAGCCUCACCUCUGAUAGCCAUCUUUUGUCCUAGCUUGUCUAAGGUUAGGUGGACUUCGACUUCGUCUUCGUCGGAGGACGACUCGGCGACUGCUGCUAGGAAUCCCAAUAAGAAGAUAUCUGAACGUCUCUCCGGUGUUAUAGACGCCGUCAACGACCGGAAGCUACCCCCUGAACUCCGUGGACAGCGCAACAAUGUUAGGUCAGAAACUGAUAUAAUGAAUGUUGUGGAGCGAAGGAUUUGGCGUUCUAUGGAGGAGGGUCAUUUUGAGAACCUGCCAGGGAAGGGCAAACCCCUAAAUUUGAAUAGCAAUCCUCAUGCUGAUCCAGCUGAAGACACAUUAUAUAGGAUACUGUCGAAGAACAAGUGUGCACCAGAGUGGGUGGAACUAAACAAGGAAAUCAGGACCAACGUUGCUGAAUGGCGAUCAACCUUAAAGAAAGCAUGGGCUCGCAAGGAGAGUGGAGAUAUGUCCAAAUGGUUUGAAUAUUCAGAUUCUUUGAAACUUCAGCUGCACAGCAUCAACGAUAAGGUUUUUCGGUAUAACCUGAUCGUACCAUUUGGACGUCAGAUGUUAGGGUUAAAAUGGGAAAAAGAACUCGCUCGCUUGAAUGAAGUACAACCAGGUACCUGACUUGACCCAUUUGCUUGUGUUAUCUCCAUAUAUGUACGCUAUACACACCUAUGUAAAUCAAAAUCAAGUCAAAUCAUAUAUUGAAAAUAUAAAAAUUGCUCUUGAUGUUGAUGUGCGUUAGAAGAAUGAUAUUAAGACGUAGGUGUAUAUUUGACAAUCUUAGGUGUGCAAUUAUAACUCCUUUAGCUUUCUGUACUA